UUGACGUUUUAGUGCCAUCAACUUCCUGCUCCUGGCAAUUUCUUUGCGUGACAUAGGUGCUUACGCAGUUGCGUAUACCAUUCUUAUGUUCGCCGACAGCUUUGCUUGCCUUGGAAACUUCUCUCUCUCUCUCUCUCUCUCUCUCUCUCUCUCUCUCCCUCUCUCUCAUAUCCCAAUGGGAAGAGGAAUUCCAUUUCCAUUCCCUGCAGGCCUCGCGCUCCUCUUUGCUCUACUCCUACUCCAUCAAAUUUGCAGCGCCAAGGAUAGUACUCGUCACUGCGCUCCUUCCUCCUGCGGCGAUAUUCGCAACAUAAGUUAUCCAUUUCGAUUGAAAGACGAUCCACCAAACUGCGGUGACUUUAGGUACAAUCUCUCAUGUGAGAACAAUCGUACGGUGUUGAAUUUUUUCGCCGGAUCAGAAUACUAUGUGAAGGAAAUCGAUUACGAAAACUUCACCAUCAGAGUCGUAGACGGUGGAGUUGGAGAUCAUCAGGAUAAUCACUCCUCCAAUAUCCCUCGUUAUUUUCUAACCCGUGAUAAUUUCAGUGAUGGGGGUCCCUAUGACACACUUUUUCCAGUUAGCCCAGGUUCAUCUUCCUUUCUAUCAGAUAGCGUGGUUUUCAUGCACUGUGAAAAGCCAGUGAAAUCACCGGGAUAUUUGAACAUUACUGCUUGUUUUGAAACUGAUGGGGUAUAUUCUUCCAACAAUUCGUCGUCCAAAUCCAAGAAGUAUAGAUAUGUUUUUUUCGAUAGCCCGUUGUAUGGGGAUGUGAAGGAAUCAUGCCAAGUAGAGCAAAUGUCUCUAUCACCACGGCCAGGUCGAUACGAUCGGUACACAAGAAAUAUCUCCUGUACGGAUUUGGAAGAACUAUUGGCAUUUGGGUUUAUAUUUUCAUGGUACCGAGUUUAUUGCGGCAGCUGUCGAAGCUGGCGUGACACAUGCUACGUCGAUGAGGAGAAAAAUUUUCACUGUCGUCCUCGAAAUGGAUUUAUUGAUUUCCUAUAUAAAAUGUACUACAAAGCAACGGACAAACUAGAAGAUACGAUCCUUCGAUCUAUAUUAACUGAUCGUACAAUUCAACGCCUCUUAUAUUACAAAGAUCCUCCAACCGAACUUCUGAUGUUGAUGAUCAUCAACUAUGGACAAUUCCUAGCUGCAAAAUGUAUACUUGGAACUCCAUUUGUGAUUGCCUUCUUGAUAUAUAAAUGGCGAAGGAGACAUUUAUCAAUGUAUGAUGGUGUCGAAGAAUUUUUGACAAGCCACAACAACCUUAUGCCAAUAAGGUACUCUUACACAGAAAUUAGAAAAAUGACCAAAAGUUUCAAGGAUAAACUUGGAGAAGGUGGCUAUGGCACUGUCUUUAAAGGAACACUUCGAAGUGGCCGACUCGUAGCUAUAAAGAUGUUAGGUAAAUCCAAUGCUAAUGGGCAAGAUUUCAUCAGUGAAGUUGCAACUAUUGGAAGGAUUCACCAUGUUAAUAUAGUGCAACUUAUUGGUUUUUGCGUUGAAGGAUCAAAGCGCGCUCUUGUAUAUGAGUUCAUGUCUAAUGGGUCUCUAAAUAAGCACAUUUUCUUACAAGAAGGAAGUAUCCUUUUAAGCUAUGAGAAGAUAUUUGACAUUGCUCUCGGAGUUGCUCGUGGGAUUGAAUAUUUACAUCAGGGUUGUGACAUGCAAAUUUUGCAUUUUGAUAUCAAGCCCCAUAAUAUUCUUCUCGAUGAAAGUUUUAGUCCAAAGGUUUCUGAUUUUGGGUUGGCAAAAUUGUAUUCACUAGAUGAAAAUAAUCUUUCUUUAACUGCUGCAAGAGGGACGUUAGGAUACAUGGCUCCUGAGUUGUUCUAUAAAAGCAUUGGGAAUAUCUCAUACAAAGCUGACGUUUAUAGUUUUGGAAUGCUACUAAUGGAAAUGGGUGGUAGAAGAAGGAAUUGGAAUUCCUUAACAGACAAUUCCAGCCACGUUUACUUCCCAACAUGGGUUUUUGACCAAUUGCACAAUGGAGAGCCCAUAGAAUUGGAAGAUACCACAGAGAAAGAAAAGGAAUUAGCUAAAAAGAUGCUCAUGGUCGCAUUAUGGUGCAUACAAAUGAAGCCCAAUGAUCGUCCUUCAAUGAGUAGAGUUAUAGAAAUGCUUGAAGGGGAAGUUGACUGCUUGCAAUUGCCUCCGAGACCUUUUUUAACAUCAAUGGAGAGAUCAACAGACGAUAUCUUGGAUAUUUCAACUCAAAGUUUAUCUUCAAUUAAAUGGGGUGAAUCAAGCCAAUCUACAUGUAAUCAUUUUAUAGAGAUUAAAUGAUAUGUUUCUCUAAAUUCACAAACUCGAAAACCAGCAUCCCUACCCAAAGAGUACACCAAGUCUUCUCAAUAUUUGAUAGCACAAAGAUGUUUUGUACUUAUAUGUAACAAGUGUUCUUUUAGAUAGUGAUAGCUGCUCUCAUUCACAUGCUCUUUUC
Messenger RNA from Juglans regia (Persian walnut), 2447 nucleotides. Its product is annotated as LEAF RUST 10 DISEASE-RESISTANCE LOCUS RECEPTOR-LIKE PROTEIN KINASE-like 2.2. The coding region runs from base 86 to 2290 and encodes 734 amino acids. The transcript has 6 exons. Gene Ontology annotation, biological process: protein phosphorylation. The record is from RefSeq and is a predicted model, not a curated record. Gene Ontology annotation, molecular function: protein kinase activity; ATP binding; polysaccharide binding. Lineage: Eukaryota; Viridiplantae; Streptophyta; Magnoliopsida; Fagales; Juglandaceae.